GCGGCCGCGGCAUAGCGGCUCAGCGGCGCGGCGCGCGGCCCAGAAGCGUUGGAAUCCUGAAUCGAGACGCUACGCCUGAAGACAGCAGGAGUGGCGGGGCCUCCGCCGUCACCGGAGAGAUGAGCCGGGAAGCCUGAGGCCGGAGACGCCCGCCCUCGGGCCCGUCAGUCCGGCUGCACCGCUCCCGGCUACUGGAAGAUGAAAGAGACUAUACAAGGAACUGGGCCUUGGGGGCCUGAGCCUUCAGGACCUGGCAUAGCCCCAGCUUACUCAAGUCCUAGGCGGGAGCGUCUUCGUUGGCCGCCACCCCCCAAACCCCGACUCAAAUCAGGUGGAGGGUUUGGGCCAGAUCCUGGGUCAGGGACCACAGUGCCAGCCAGACGCCUCCCUGUCCCUCGGCCUUCUUUUGAUGCCUCAGCUAGUGAAGAGGAGGAAGAGGAGGAGGAUGAGGAAGAUGAGGAAGAGGAAGUAGCAGCUUGGAGGCUGCCCCCCAGAUGGGGUCAGCUGGGAGCCACACAGCGGCCUCGCCCUCCCCGCCCUACUCAUCGAAAAAUCUGCUCACAGCGCCGUCGCAGAGCUAUGAGAGCCUUCCAGAUGCUGCUCUACUCAAAAAGCACCUCGUUGACAUUCCACUGGAAGCUUUGGGGGCGCCACCGGGGCCGACGGCGGAGCCUUGCACACCCCAAGAACCAUCUUUCACCCCAGGAAGGGGGUGCGACACCACAGGUGCCAUCCCCCUGCUGUCGUUUUGACUCCCCCAGGGGGCCACCUCCCCCUCGGCUGGGUCUGCUAGGUGCUCUCAUGGCUGAGGAUGGGGUGAGAGGGUCUCCACCAGUGUCCUCUGGGCCCCCCAUGGAGGAAGAUGGAUUAAGGUGGACUCCAAAGUCUCCUCUGGACCCUGACUCGGGCCUCCUCUCUUGUACUCUGCCCAACGGCUUUGGGGGACCACCUGGGACAGAAGGGGAGCGAAGUCUGGCACCCCCUGAUGCCAGCAUCCUCAUCAGUAAUGUGUGCAGCAUCGGGGACCAUGUGGCCCAGGAGCUUUUUCAGGGCUCAGAUUUGGACACUGCAGAAGAGGCAGAGCAGCCUGGGGAGAAAACUGGCCAGCAUAGCCCCCUGCGGGAGGAGCAUGUGACCUGCGUGCAGAGCAUCUUAGAUGAAUUCCUUCAAACUUACGGCAGCCUCAUCCCCCUUAGCACUGAUGAGGUAGUAGAGAAAUUGGAGGACAUUUUCCAGCAGGAGUUUUCUACGCCUUCCAGGAAGGGCCUGGUGCUACAGCUGAUCCAGUCAUACCAGCGGAUGCCAGGCAAUGCCAUGGUGAGGGGCUUCCGAGUGGCCUAUAAACGGCAUGUGCUGACCAUGGAUGAUUUGGGGACCUUGUAUGGACAGAACUGGCUCAAUGACCAGGUGAGGAGGAGAGAAAUAGGCCCAAGAGGGGAUUCAAGGAGCAGGGUGUCGGGGGCCCUCUUCAUGGGUGAUCCUUGUACCCAUGUCACACCCUCCAUGGCAAGUUGCCUCCCAUCUUCUCCACAGGUGAUGAACAUGUAUGGAGACCUGGUCAUGGAUACAGUCCCUGAAAAGGUACAUUUCUUCAACAGUUUCUUCUACGAUAAACUUCGUACCAAGGGUUAUGAUGGGGUGAAAAGGUGGACCAAAAACGUGGACAUCUUCAAUAAGGAGCUACUGCUAAUCCCCAUCCACUUGGAGGUGCAUUGGUCCCUCAUCUCUGUUGAUGUGAGGCGACGCACCAUCACCUAUUUUGACUCGCAGCGCACCCUAAACCGCCGCUGCCCUAAGCAUAUUGCCAAGUAUCUACAGGCAGAGGCAGUGAAGAAAGACCGGCUGGAUUUCCACCAAGGUUGGAAAGGUUACUUCAAAAUGAACGUGGCCAGGCAGAAUAAUGACAGUGAUUGUGGCGCCUUUGUGUUGCAGUACUGCAAGCACCUGGCCCUGUCUCAGCCAUUCAGCUUCACCCAGCAGGACAUGCCCAAACUUCGACGGCAGAUCUACAAGGAGCUGUGUCACUGCAAACUCACUGUGUGAGCCUCGUAUCCCAGGCCUCAAGCUCAUUCAUUAAUGGGCAGGGGGACAUGGGAGACCCUUCCUUCCCAAGAAACUCCAAUUCCUUUCCUCUCUUGCCUCUCCCCACCCAAUUCCCUUUUAUUUUUCAUAUUUAAAUGUUUUAAUUGAUUUCUGUAUUUUUUUUUCCUUUGAGAGAAUACUUGUUGAUUUCUGACAUUCAGGGGGCAGCCUUGGAAAAGCCCCUUUUUCCCUCUACAGGAGAGGAUGGCCUUGUGGCUGGGUGGGGCAGUGAUCCCCUUCCACGUGUAUGGGUGGUCCCAGGGAAAUCUGUGCUGGGGGUGGUGGGCGGGCAAAGGGAUUACUGCCUGCCAGAUCUUCAAACUUUUUUUUAUAUAUAUAUAAAUGCCACGGUCCUGCUCUGGUCAAUAAAGGAUCCUUUGGAGAUACAUAGUGGUGGUCUU
Messenger RNA from Molossus molossus (Pallas's mastiff bat), 2483 nucleotides. It is a transcript of the gene SENP3, whose product is annotated as SUMO specific peptidase 3. Gene Ontology annotation, biological process: protein desumoylation. The coding region runs from base 199 to 2043 and encodes 614 amino acids. The transcript has 10 exons. The record is from RefSeq and is a predicted model, not a curated record. Lineage: Eukaryota; Metazoa; Chordata; Mammalia; Chiroptera; Molossidae. Gene Ontology annotation, molecular function: deSUMOylase activity. Gene Ontology annotation, cellular component: nucleus.